UCCUUUUUUUUUUUUUUUUUUUUAUUGUUCUGAUAAUGAUCAAGAAACCACCUUCUUUGGAUGAGUCUGAGCUUGAUUUGCCACCGGUAAAUUGGGUCGGUUGAGAUAGCACCAACAAACGAGCCGAGCCGAGACGAAUCCUUCCACUGUGCUUGCUGGAUUCUUUGAACGACGUGGUAUUUAUCCCCUCCAGGAACGGAAGAAGGCGAAGGCGGAGGCGGCGGCGGCAGCAGCAGCAGCAGCAGCGUGAUGGAGUUCUGCCCGACGUGCGGGAUGCUGCUGCAGAUCGAGCGGGCAAGCCAAGGGCGGAGGUGCCGCCUCUUCUGCCCCACCUGCCCCUACGUCUGCACCAUCUCCAACAAGAUGGUCAUCAAGCAUAAUUUGGUGAAGAAAGAAUUGGAGCAUAUCUUUAGCGGCGCCGACAGCAUGAAGUUUGCUCCAAGAACUGCAGCAACCUGCCCAAGGUGUCACCACGGAGAGGCAUUCUUCAGGCAAAUGCAGAUUCGUUCAGCUGACGAACCCAUGACAACAUUCUACCGAUGCUGCAACGAGAGAUGCAAUUACGAAUGGCGAGACGACUGAUCUCAUAUCUGAUGCGCAUGGGAGUGGAACUGUUUUCGCUUUCUCAAUCAAGCAUCGGCGUACUCUUGUCCUAUUUCUAAUGCUUUCUGCAUGCAGACCGGAAAGGAGAGGUAACCGAUGGCAACAUAAGAUUUUGAACAGUCAUAAUGUAUGUGCUUAACUAUGCACAUAAUGUCGUUUCCUUUUUUUUUUUUGUUUUUUCGCUGUCAAAUGUACGAUAGCGAAGAUUUAAGUGCGAAGUUUUCUAUGCACACAACACGUUGCUGCUCGUUAUGUCAAAGAUUGCAGCAGCAGACAGUCGAUGAGAAGGAGAAAACAACAUAUGAAGAGGAGGGAGGACGGCAAGUCCGACAAGUUCACGUGUCCAUCCGGAGCAAUUGUGCGUUAGAAUUAAAGCAUGAAGAGGAAGGAGGACAGGAGUCCUCCACACGAGUACGUCCUUUUUUCCUAGAGAGUAAUGAAGUGAUUGAUGCAGCUGCAAUCUAAAGUGAUCCAGCAGCUCUAAACUACCCCCAUAUAUUACUGAUAAUCUAAUUAAUAACUCCCUUUCCCUUGGAUGAGGAAUCUA
This is a messenger RNA of Musa acuminata AAA Group (dessert banana), 1150 nucleotides long. RefSeq lists its product as uncharacterized. Lineage: Eukaryota; Viridiplantae; Streptophyta; Magnoliopsida; Zingiberales; Musaceae. Gene Ontology annotation, biological process: termination of RNA polymerase III transcription; DNA-templated transcription. The coding region runs from base 250 to 582 and encodes 110 amino acids. The record is from RefSeq and is a predicted model, not a curated record. Gene Ontology annotation, molecular function: nucleic acid binding; zinc ion binding. The transcript is spliced from 3 exons. Gene Ontology annotation, cellular component: RNA polymerase III complex.